CGGCACCCCGCCAAAGGCACCACGACAACAGCAGCAGCUGCUCCAGUGGUGGUGGUUGGUGUCGCCCCCCCACCUUGACCAGCCCCCCCCCCAACUCGCCGCCAUGUCUGGGGUGCAACGUAUGAAGGUGGCCAACGAGAGGCACAGCAAGAGCACCACUCAGAGGGGGGGGGCCUCCAUCGGGCCCCGACCCCAAGAGGAAAAGGCCCCUGUUGGCCCCUGGCUCCUGGCCCUCUUCGUGUUCGUGGUCUGCAGAUCAGCCAUCUUCCAGAUUAUCCAGAGCAUCCGACUUGGAGGUUAAUGGGGAGAAGACGGGAUGCUAUCCCCACCACCGCCACCAAUCCUCCUCUCAGGGAACUGUGGGAUCUUUUCUGGACCUCCCAAUUUACAGCCAUGACAGUCUUCCUCUGCCUGCUACCAAGAACCAGAUCUCUCCCUCCCUGCCUGCUCUCGUGAGACCCCCUAACCGAUUCCCUCCCCGCUCUCUGUCCCAUGAGCUGUUGACCACUUUGGAGAGACGCUGGACUGAACGGGGGCGAUCUGUCUUCUCUCCCCCUCGCCUCAUGGAAGCGUGGGACUUUUUCCUUUGGAACUGAAACGAUGCAUUGCAAUAAGGA
Messenger RNA from Lacerta agilis (Sand lizard), 617 nucleotides. RefSeq names its product stress-associated endoplasmic reticulum protein 1-like. NCBI's taxonomy places the organism in Eukaryota, Metazoa, Chordata, Lepidosauria, Squamata, Lacertidae. Gene Ontology annotation, biological process: endoplasmic reticulum unfolded protein response. The record is from RefSeq and is a predicted model, not a curated record. Gene Ontology annotation, cellular component: endoplasmic reticulum.